Lactuca virosa is the source of this 390-nucleotide messenger RNA. The record is from the annotation of a GenBank genome assembly. Lineage: Eukaryota; Viridiplantae; Streptophyta; Magnoliopsida; Asterales; Asteraceae.
AUGGUAUUUUACGGGAGGCUUGGACAACAUGAACUUUGUGGAGUUUGUAAGAAAGGUGGAGACUUAGUGCUGUGUGAUGGAUGCCCUACGUCAUUCCAUAAAGAAUGUGUAUAUGACACAAGUGCCCCUCAAGAAAAGUGGUUAUGCAUAUAUUGUAGAAACUCUAUGGAAUGUGUGGUUCAACAUCUAGGAUUUGAUACAAUUGAGCAGAUUGCAAAACGUGCCUAUGAUUUCAACACAGUCGGCUUCAGUGAUAAGAUUGUUCUUGUUUGUGAUAAGUUAGAUUUUUUCCCAAAGCCAUUUUCCAUACCUUGUGAGAGGGAAUAUCAUAUUGGCUAUUUGAGGGAACAUAAGAAGAUUGAUCUGAAGGAGUUGCCAUUUGGCAAUUGA